UUUACCACCGAUAUUAUUAUCCUGUUACUGCCCAUGCCUCUGGUUUAUCAGCUAGAGGGUCCUUGGGAUCAAAAAUUCUCUCUGAUGGCUGUAUUUGCCAUUGGCAUCUUCGUUGCGGUUACAUCAUGCCUCCAAGUUGUAACGGUUGACAUAUUUUCUCCCGACAAUACAUACGAUAUUGCGAACGUGAUCUGGACUAUCAUCGAGCCAAAUGAGGCUGCCAUUUGUGCAAGCUUGCCGAUUAUACGCCCGCUUGUGGCUAAAUUAUCCCCAGUCCUGAGGAGUAAUGGUUCAGCGAACGGGCAUGACUUGUUGGGCUACGCCAAACUGUCAAAAUGUACGAGAGAAAGCCAAGUACCGCGUGGGAAGGACUGGACAGAAUCAAGUAUGAAGUUGGAAAUACAUGUAGGAAUGCAUAUAUAG
This is a messenger RNA of Trichoderma virens Gv29-8, 423 nucleotides long. RefSeq lists its product as uncharacterized. The record is from RefSeq and is a predicted model, not a curated record. NCBI's taxonomy places the organism in Eukaryota, Fungi, Ascomycota, Sordariomycetes, Hypocreales, Hypocreaceae. The annotation marks the transcript as partial. The transcript has a single exon.